Molecule: messenger RNA, 621 nt
Organism: Branchiostoma floridae (Florida lancelet)
Lineage: Eukaryota; Metazoa; Chordata; Leptocardii; Amphioxiformes; Branchiostomatidae
Product: tryptophan decarboxylase 2-like
Exons: 2
Coding region: 8-388 (126 amino acids)
Source: RefSeq, a predicted model, not a curated record
UGCUCAGAUGUGGCUUCCACUGAAAAUGUUUGGUGUUGGGGUUUUCCGUGAGGCGCUGAAAGAGAAACUUCUACUGGCACGGUACUUCCACGGGAAACUGAAAGAAACUGGCCAGUUCGAGCUACCACUGGAGCCGGAACUGUCCGUUGUCCUGUUCCGUGCUACAGCGCCGCCUGGCGUCAACAUCAACAACUUCAACCAACAGCUCUUGGACGGCCUGAAUUCUGACGGGAAAAUCUUCAUGACGCCCGCCGUACUUUCCGAUCAGUUUUACCUGCGUGUCUGUGUCCUGUGCUUCAAGGCCCACAUUGAUCAUAUCGAUCUUUGCUUCUCUUUGAUCCAAGACAAACGUCUGUAUCUUUGGGAGUCACUUCGUAGUGAUGCCUAAUAGUAACUAUCACUGAAUGGUAUGGCGUUUCAAAAUAGGCAGGGAUGGCAAAACUUUUACAUUUCCGUUCAUUGUAGAUGUAUAGUGUCUAGCAAUGAGUCCUUUUAUUUAUGACCUUAUUUUAUAUCUUAUUCAACAAUAAAUGGAUAAUACGGAAAAUACGUUACCAACUGGAAAAUUUAAAAUAUCUUAAGUUUGCAGCAACAAAAUGAUUUUAAGAUUUAGGAGACAAU